GGGGGGGGAGACGGGCAAUUAAACGGACAAUUCAUCAGCUUUAUAGCGGACAUUAAAACACGCCGGCAGAGAAAACGCUUUUUCUUUUGUUGUUUACACGUCUGACAGACAGAAACCGAGAGGGGAAGAAGAGACACGGGAACUUUCUCUGAAGUUGAAGCCACAAUCUCACCCGUCAACCAACUGCCAGAGGAGUAAGAGGAGCUUAACGACCGACCUGUAUUUUGGGAUACUACUUCGCGCAUGGCCGCGUAAAACGAGUAAUUUUUUUUUAACUUAAAGUUGAAGUUCGGCGUCGUGGCAGUCGGUAAAUGUUGUGACGUUUUUUAAGGAGAGCAGUACGUUGCUCCAGCGGUCGACGGUCGAGUCGUCGCGGGGUUAAAAGAAACACAAAAAACCCCGAGCUGUCAAACCCGAUGACGACCGCGAACUGCCCCGGGAACGGGGAGCUGGACUUCCGACUGAUUUUCGGAGAGGACGGACAGCAGCAGCCGUUGUGCCCCGCAGAUCUGGAGCCUGACGACAACACGUCCUUUUACAUCCUGAAUGUGGGCCAGCCCCAGUCGAUGGUCACCAACCACCAGUCGCUGGGCCUCCCUCGUCAUGGCAUGCAGUCGCACUCCCAGGUGAUCAGCGCGGCCCAACGCCUUCACUCGCACAAACCGGGAUCCGAACCGCCGAGCUAUGAGGCCCAGAACUCCAAGUACGGCACCUCCCCUCUGCUGCCCUCUGCCCCCAUGGAGGCGCCAAAGACCUUCGCGUGCCCCAGCAUCCAGAUCACUUCCAUCUCCCCCAGCUGCCAGCAGGAGAUGGACGCCAACGAGGAGGUACUGAGGGCCACUGGUCCCGAUGGGGACUACCACCACGGCGAUCAGCCCCUGUCCAGAGACCACCUUUAUUUGCCCCUGGACCACUCGUACCGGGACUCUUCGCUCAGCCCCAGUCCGUGCAGCAGCCUCUCCUCUCGGAGCUGGUUCUCUGACGCCUCCUCCUGCGAAUCCUUCUCGCACGUCUACGACGACGUCGACUCCGAGCUCAACGAAGCGGCGGCCCGCUUCACCCUGGGCUCCCCUCUCACGUCCCCGGGCUGCGUCUCCCCUCAAGCCGGCGGCGUGGUUUUGGAGGAGCAGGCCCACUGGCAGCACCACCACCCGGCUUUCGUGCACCACUCCCACUCCAUCGGCAUGUCGCCCAGACAGUCCCCCUAUCACUCGCCACGCACCAGCGUCACCGACGAGAACUGGCUGAGCCCGCGGCCGCCUUCGAGGCCUUCCUCGCGGCCCACCUCGCCCUGCGGCAAGAGGCGCCACUCCAGCGCCGACAUCGGCUACCCCGGCUCAUUGUCUCCCCAUCAGUCGCCCACGCCCACGCCGGGACCUUCACCCAGGGGCAGCGUGACGGAGGACACCUGGGUCGGCAGUCCGUCCGUGGGCAUGUCGCCCUUCCAGUGUUGCCCGGCCGAGGCAGACAUCCCGUCGAAGACGAGGAAGACCUCACAGGACAGAACGUCAAUACAAACCGGGAAAGGGGAGCUGGGGCUAGACGACCAAGGAAACAUGUCUCCUAAUCUCGACUCUCCUUCAGACGACGGCUUGCACAGCCUGAAAAAAGAUGGGCCCGGGGAACAGUUCCUGUCAGUGCCCUCUCACUUCUCGUGGAAUAAACCCAAACCUGGUCACACCCCGAUAUUCAGGACCUCUUCACUGCCUCCACUAGAUUGGCCACUGCCGAGCCAGUUUGGCCAGUACGACCUGAAGAUAGAGGUCCAGCCCAAAGCCCACCACCGAGCGCACUACGAGACCGAGGGCAGCCGGGGGGCCGUCAAAGCAGCCUCCGGAGGACACCCGAUCGUCAAGCUCAUCGGUUACAGUGAGAAGCCCAUCAACCUGCAGAUGUUCAUCGGAACGGCGGACGACCGUUACCUGAGGCCGCACGCCUUCUACCAGGUGCACCGGAUCACCGGGAAAACCGUCGCCACGGCCAGCCAGGAGAUUGUGGUCUCCAGUACCAAAGUUCUCGAAAUUCCUCUCCUGCCUGAGAACAACAUGACGGCGGGUAUCGACUGCGCCGGCAUCCUCAAGCUGCGGAACUCCGACAUCGAGCUGCGGAAGGGCGAGACGGAUAUCGGACGCAAGAACACGCGAGUCCGCGUGGUGUUCAGGGUCCACAUCCCGCAACCCAACGGGAAGGUGCUGUCGCUGCAGGCGGCCUCUAUUCCCGUGGAGUGCUCCCAGCGCUCGGCUCAGGAGCUGCCCCAGGUUGACAAAACCAGCCUGACCAGCUGUCUGGUCAGCGGUGGAGAAGAGAUGGUCAUCACCGGCUCCAACUUCUUCCCCGAGUCCAAGGUCAUCUUCCUGGAGAAAGGCCCUGACGGACGACCACAAUGGGAAGUUGAGGCAAAAAUAUUACACGAGAAAACUCAAGGGUCGUGCAUCAUGGUGGAGGUCCCUCCCUACCACAGUCAGUCUGUGGGCUCAGCUGUGCAGGUGCAGUUUUAUGUCUGCAACGGCAAGCGGAAAAGGAGCCAAUCCCAACGCUUCACCUACCUGUCAGUCUUGGUGAAGCAGGAGCACAGAGAAGAGCUGGACCUCGGAGCCGGGCCCCCCAUGUCCAUGCCCCUGGCACAUGCUGCCGGUCUGGUGCGCCCCCAGCUGCCUUCUCCUGAGCAGUGCCACCCAUCGGACAACCUUCUGUCCAGCUCCCCUCGCGGCCUGGCCGCCGGCUCCGGACCUGGCCUGCUCCCCCUGCAGAGCCCCUGCUCCUCCAUGGGCUCCCCGUCUUUCCAGCACCUGCCUCACCUCCAGGGUCGCAGCUUGCACCACCCUCCCGCGGACUGCCACAUGACGUUCCGCCCGAGCUCUGACCCCGAUCCUCUCCCCGCUCCGCCCCGGCCCUCCUACCAGUCCAUGCAGCACGGCCACAGCCACGGCCACGGCCUGCCCUUCAACGGCCAGCCCGGCCUCCCUCCCCAGGGCUACGACAGGAUGCCCUUUCAGCACAGCCCCAGUGCGGCGUCACACCCGAUAAGCAUGGGAAUGGUGUACCCUUGCUCCUCGCCAUCAGCUCCCUCCUCUUCGACCACCAACCCCAUUGGUGGAUCUCCCCAGAGCCAGCAGCCCCUUCUUUCCCCCUCGUCCCCACACCUGCACACACUCGGAGGCUACCACUGCUCCCCGAAUCCCACCCGGGUGCCCUCUCCCGGUGUCCACCCCCUUGUGGGACAGCACUCCUCCCAGCUGCAUAGGGCGAUGGGCUACCACCCGGUAGGUCAAAGGUCGGUCUCGUGUCCCACGCCGUCCAGCACCCCCGCCCCGAGGAUGAUCCCCUCGCCCCACUCGGGGUCUUCCUCCCCUCAGCUCCACUCGCUGCCCUACCACUCCCCCACCUCGUCCUCCCCCACCUCCGGCGGCAGUCCUCUGGGGCCGAUGCAGCAGCAGCAUUCGGGACAGCCGUCUCCUCAGGCCACGAGCCCGGUCAUGGCCAGCCUGUCCCCGGCGGCGGGGGGGCCUCUGGGUCACCCUCUGAGCCCUCAGGGGCCGUUCCCCUCGGACGAAGAGGGGCUGACCAUCAAGCAGGAGCCCGAGGAGAGAGAGCCCACCUUCCGCUCCAUCGGCCUGCAGGACAUCACGCUGGACGAUGUGAACGAAAUCAUCGGCAGAGACAUGUCUCAGUCCCCCAGCACCCAUGGUCCUCCAUCAGCACACAACCAGUCAUAGCCCAGCCCACGCUCAGGCCCCCCCCCCCCCCCCCGACGCAGCCUUCUGGGUCAUGAACCACCAAACCCCCCCCCGCGGACCCCGGUCUUGGUCCUGAUUCUGGUCCUGGUGCUGGUCCUUUUUUGUGAUAGGACAAGAGGGCAGGAUGAAGACAGAAUACGGCUGCAGCCUCGUGGAGCAAGAAGACGCUCCCAUUUGUCUCCUCUGAUUUCAUUUGAAACAUGUUCUCUUUUUGAGAGAUAUAGAUUUUUUUUAAACACACAGAUUAAAGAGAAAGGUGUGCAGGAGAAGUCACAUCCAGGUUGAAAGGGUUUGAAGAAUAUAAGACGGGACCCGUCUCUCUUCAUCAGGUGUAGCGCCGCUGUCUUCCCGACCAAUCAGCUCUCCGCGGCUAUGCAGCACCGGCUUUUUUAAAGUAACUCUCCCUCCCUCUCUCACCGGCGUAGACCUUCAUGAAAGGAGAACGUCUGGAGAGAUUUAAGAAGAGGAGUGCACAGCGCUCUCACGGCGAGCCGGAGCUGGGAUCCAAAAAAACAGUUUCAGUCCUCUGCAGUGAAAGAGAUGAAACACCUUUUUGUUAAAUUAGAUUCUGGACACUAAAACUCUAAAAAGAACAUUCUGGGUUUCUCAAAAGUUUGGAGAGGGAAAACAAAUUGGAACAAUUUGAAGUUGAAGAUUAAAAAUUAGUUGUACAUUUGUAAUUACCACAUUCAGAUCAAACCACAAUGAGGGAUCAGAAUUUAAAUGAUGGGUAAAAACAACAACAACAACAAUUUGAAUUUGAAUAUCUGGUUGAACUUUACAAUCACAGUUUUUUUUUUCUCUCUCUCUCUCGGCUCCUUCGUGAGAACGUCGUCCACUCCUGGAUCCUUUUCCCUUCUUUUUUAAUUAUAGAUGAUGUCAUCAUUAAGGUCUGGAGUGCAGGGGGGGGGGGGGACGUGGUCCUCCGACGCUGGUCUGGGAUCUGCAACCUGCAACAUUCCACAACUUUUAGUAACCUUGUCGCUGUGUAGAUAUCUGUGCAUGACUCUCUCUCUCUCUCUCUCUCUCUCUCUUUCUCUUUCAUCGCGUCCUCCCCCUCCGGUAUUUCUUUCUCUUCAAGUUGAACAAAUGCCUUAUUUAACACUGAGCAGCUUUGAAUGGUCGCUAAAGCUUUUUGUUGUUGUUGUUGUUGUUUUGCACAGCUGGCUUGGUGUGUGAUGAUGAUAUUGCUUCUCAGAAAGAUGGUUUUCAUGAAUCCUGACGAGGGUUUCAGGACGGAGUUCGCCCUCUAAUUUGUAUUCAAAGAUAUUUGAAGAUUAUUUCCACGUUACAAAGAAGUGUUUUUAUUCACCGGCCUCUGAAAAUUAAUUUUUUUCAUGCAAUAAACUCCCCAAAUCUCCCAGGGGCCCUCGCGUGCCUUUUGAAUUCCUAACAGCCACCGUACCCGCGAUGGUACGACAUUUAACGGGAAACACGAUCCGACUGUAACGUUUUUGAAAGUAUUUUAUACAUAAAGAUGUUUAUAUAUUGCGUAGAUUCGACUGUUCCCCCCUCCGUAAUGAACAAGGUAAACAAAUAUCCCAAAGUCGAGAGAAGAACAUCUUGAUGCGCUUUCCCUGUUUGCGACCGUCGAUGUGUUCUGCCCACGAUGCCCGGAGGACGUUCCCGGUUCUGUAUUCAGAUUAUUCAGAUUAUUCAGAUAUGCAAUAACUCGUCUCCUCAGGCGGAUUCCCGUCGGCUCGCCGUUUCGUUUGCCUCGACGGUGACGCUCCGGCACAGGAGAGCGGGAGGAGCGCCGCUUUACGCCGGCGUGAAGUCACUCUCCAGGUGAACAUGAGUCUGUUCUGCAUUACGAUGUCUGCCCGAUGCCUUUUAAAGAUGAGGAGAAGGAGAAAACCCCUCGAUGCCUCUGGAAGUCUGUCGACGUGUUGCAGGUGCUUUAAUAACGCUGUGAGCAUCCCGGAGGCCACCGGCCAAUCUGCCUUGUUUAGGACGCUGUGUGUGUGUGUGUGUGUGUGUGUGUGUGUGUGUGUGUGUGUGUGUGUGUGUGUGUGUGUGUGUGUGUGUGUGUGUGUGUGUGUGUGUGUGUGUGUGUGUGUGUGUGUGUGUGUGUGUGAGAGAGUAAGUGUGUCUGUGUGUGAGAGAGAGAGUAAGUGUGUGCUGGUGUGUGAGAGAGAGAGAGAGAGUAAGUGUGUGUGUCUGUGUGUAUGUGUAUGUGUGAGUAUG
Molecule: messenger RNA, 5924 nt
Organism: Pseudoliparis swirei
Lineage: Eukaryota; Metazoa; Chordata; Actinopteri; Perciformes; Liparidae
Gene: nfatc3a
Product: nuclear factor of activated T cells 3a
Exons: 10
Coding region: 417-3716 (1099 amino acids)
Biological process (GO): cytokine production; calcineurin-NFAT signaling cascade; regulation of transcription by RNA polymerase II
Cellular component (GO): transcription regulator complex
Molecular function (GO): RNA polymerase II cis-regulatory region sequence-specific DNA binding; transcription factor binding; DNA-binding transcription factor activity, RNA polymerase II-specific
Source: RefSeq, a predicted model, not a curated record